AUGCCUCGUUACCCAGGUGGCUACCUCCAGGUCCCAUCUUUUGAUGGCCCCUCCGACACCCGCUCCCAGGGCUCUCACCACUCUGGCGGUGGCUCGCGUUCGCACUCGCGUCGCACCUCCCAGGUCAGCGGCUCUCAUGUGUCCGCUUCCCACCCGGGCUCCCAAGCUCCGGGGUCUGCCCCACCUAGCAAUAUGGGCGCUCCCUCCGGUCCUGUGGGCAGCCGCCCAUCUAGCAACGUGGGCGGUCGCUCUCCGCCGCGGGGCUACCCCGAGCCUCUUGGCUUCGACCCUGCUCGAGAGCCCAAGAAGUUCGGCGAGGAUUUCAACAAGAACCUCGAUCUGCCACCUGAGGCAUAUGUCCAGGGCAAGCUCGAUGCCCCCUUCACCAAGCGCCCCGGUCUGGGCAGCGUCGGAAGGAAGAUCAACGUGCAGGUCAACCAGUUCCGUGUUACCGGAAUGCCUGCUCAUGACAUUAUUCAAUACGAUGUCAGCUUCAGCCCGGACACCGGCAAGAUCAGGCCUUCAUUCUUGAACAAGCUCUGGAACACGAAGACUGUACAGCGGAGGCUCAAAGUCGACGACAAAUACGGACCCUUCGAGUUCAAGUGGCUCCACGAUGGCCGUGCCUUAGCAUGGUCUCGGAACAACAUCCCUGAAAUGCGAAUCAGGAUUGACAUGGACGCGGAGAAGAACAAGAUGACUCGGCCUGGACAAGACAACACCUUUACCCUCUACAUCAGGCGCAGCACCAGAAUCCGCCUUGUUUCGCUGAAGUCCUACCUUGAGGGCCAGAUUGAAUGGGACCAGUCAGUCCUGGCCUGUGCCAACUUCUUCGACCACCUGGUGCGCCAAUUCCCGUCAGAGAACAUGCUGGCCAUCAAGCGCAACUUCUACAACACCGAGCAGCCAGAAUACAAGCCUCUUAACCGCCGAGGUACCGUCAAUGCCGUGAAGGGCAUCUACGCCGCCAUUCGGAUGAACUCUUCCAUGAAGUCCGGCGGCCUCGGCCUGGGGAUCAAUGUCGAUGUGACCAACACGGCUUUUUGGCGCGGAGGUCAGCCGUUCAUUGAGUUGGCCGAGAACUACGUUGCCAUGGCAAAGAAGGAGUGGCAGUACUUUGACAAAGAACGCAUCUGCGAAGGACUGAAGCCAGAUAAAUACCAGGACCAGGUCACAAAGGAGUACAUCCCAGGCAUGUCUGAGAUGUUCAAGGCGCUUCGGCGCUUCCACAAGUGCCACUUCAACGUGAUGCACCGCGGCAAGUCGAACGAUAUGAAGACUUAUACCAUCAAGCAGUUUGUUUGGGAGCCAAAGAAGUUCGGCAUGGAGGGCGCCAAUGCGCGCAACUACAGGUUCACGAUGAGGGACGGCACAACCACCUCCGUCGCUGACUACUUCUUGAAGCAGUACAAUGUCAGGCUGUUCCACUGGCAAUGGCCUCUGAUCGAGACCACUCGGGCCGGCGUAUUCCCCAUGGAAGUCGUCAUCAUGAAGCCAUGGCAGCGGUACAACUUCAAGCUGGAUGGUGAGCAGACGUCAACCAUGAUCAAGUUCGCCGUUACGAGGCCCCCUGUCCGACAGAAUGCGAUCAUGCAGAAUGUCAAGUCCCUGCGAUGGGUCGACGACCCUUACUUGAAGGAAUUUGGCGUCAAGAUCAACCCUCAGAUGCAGCCCGUGCCCGCUCGUGUUCUUCAAAACCCAGUGGUCCAGUUCGGAAGGAAGACAAUCGAUCCAAAGACCAGCGGCAGGUGGGAUUUGCGCGACCAAGUUUUCGCUGAGCCGAACCCCCGUCCUCUGAAGUCCUGGUCCAUCAUUGUUGUCGACGGAUGUUGCGAUGCCGCCACGGCCUCGCGGUUUGGCGCAGCAUUUGCCGACACUUACCGGAGGCACGGCGGCAAGAUUGAGACGAUGCAGCCCAAAGUGUUCCCGCUGAACAUGCAGAUCAGCAAAGUCACUGCUGACGACAUCCAAAAGCUUUACAUGCAGACUGGCAACGCCUGCAAGGGAACCCCGGACCUAAUCUUCUUCGUCAUGUAUGACAAGAUCGCCGUCCCGUACGAGCGGCUGAAGAAGAACAUGGAAAUCCGUUUUGCAACGCUCUCCCAGAUGGUGCAAUGCGCGCAUGUCAAGAAGUGCCAGCCGCAGUACUGCUCCAACGUGGCCAUGAAGGUCAACGCCAAGCUCGGUGGCUACACCUCGAGGCUGGCCAAGGUGCAGUUUUACACGGUCCCCACGAUGGUCAUCGGUUGCGACGUCUCGCACGGUGGAGCCGGUUCAGCAGGCCUGACUGGACCACUGGCGUCCAUGGCUGCUAUAACCAUGUCCAUGGAUCGGGACGCAAUCAGAUACCAAGCCGUGUGCGAAACCAACGGCCACCGCGUGGAGAUUCUCACCCCGGACAACAUCAAGUCCAUAUUCCCCAGCGCCGUUCGCCGGUGGUGUCAGAAGAACCAGCGUGCCCCCGAGCACGUCUUCUACUUCCGUGACGGCGUGGCUGAGGGCCAAUUUGCCCAUGUCAUGGAGAAUGAAGUCAAGGAGAUCCGCAAGGUACUCGAGGAAGUUGGUCGCAACAAGCCCAAGAUUACGGUCAUUGUCGCUACCAAGCGCCACCACAUCCGCUUCUUCCCGGGCAGUGGCGCUGGCGACAAGAAUGGCAACCCUUUGCCGGGCACUAUCAUCGAGCACGAGGUCACCCACCCGUUCCACUUCGAUUUUUACCUUUGUUCUCACGUCGCCAUCCAGGGCACUGCUCGGCCAGUGCACUACCACGUCCUUCACGACGAGAUCCAGUACCCUGUCGACAAGCUGCAGGCAAUGAUUUACCAGCAGUGCUACCAGUACAUCCGCUCGACCACUCCCGUGUCGAUCCACCCGGCGAUCUACUACGCCCACCUGGCCGCUGCCCGCGCCCGGGCGCACGAGGACAUUGCGGCCUCGAAGAAGGAUCCCGAUGUCAGGAUCCUCAACCUCAUGGCCAAGGGUCUGCCGACAACGGAGCCAUCGUCGUUCGGCCCCGAGGAGCCAGCCAAGCCUCUGAUGAAGAUUGGCGGAGAUGAAGGUUUGGCCCAGCAGACGAGCAUCGACUUCUUCAAGAGCACGAUGUGGUACAUCUGA
Diaporthe citri is the source of this 3114-nucleotide messenger RNA. RefSeq lists its product as uncharacterized. NCBI's taxonomy places the organism in Eukaryota, Fungi, Ascomycota, Sordariomycetes, Diaporthales, Diaporthaceae. The transcript has 3 exons. Bases 1 to 3114 code for a protein of 1037 amino acids. Gene Ontology annotation, molecular function: protein binding; RNA binding. The record is from RefSeq and is a predicted model, not a curated record.